AUCUAGGCCAUGUUGAAGCCUCAAACCGUGCGAGGCCUGUCGCGGAGGCUGCCCCAUUUUGCUCCAUCAUGCACAUCUCAAGUCGUUCACUCUGGUAGGCGGCAUCUGGCCUCGGCCGCCGCAGAGGAGAAGGAUCCUGCAGAGCUUGACCAAAUAACCACCCUCCCGAAUGGCAUCCGCGUUGCGACCGAAGCCCUCCCGGGCCAUUUCUCCGGCAUUGGCGUCUACGUUGAUGCCGGUUCGAGAUACGAGAACGAAGCACUGCGAGGCGUCAGUCAUAUCGUGGAUCGGCUUGCCUUCAAGUCUACAAAGUUGAGGACGUCAGACGAGAUGAUAGAGUCUCUAGAGUCGCUGGGUGGUAACAUCCAGUGCGCCUCGUCCCGGGAGUCCAUCAUGUACCAGUCGGCAACCUUCAACUCCGCCGUUCCCACCACCGUUGCGCUUCUCGCCGAGACUAUCCGGGACCCCCUCAUCACGGAUGAAGAGGUUGAACAGCAGCUUGAGACUGCCGACUACGAGAUCGGCGAGAUAUGGUCGAAGCCGGAGCUGAUUCUGCCAGAAUUGGUGCAUAUGGCCGCUUAUAAAGAUAACACACUAGGAAACCCUUUACUUUGUCCAAAAGAACGUCUUCCGGAAAUAAAUCGCGCAGUAGUAGAGGCGUAUCGUAGCGAGUUUUACAAGCCAGAAAGAAUAGUAGUCGCCUUUGCUGGAGUGGAACACAACGAGGGCGUAAGACUUGCGGAAGAAUACUUCGGCGACAUGACCAAAGGACAAGGCCCGGCAUUGCUAGGACUGGAUGGCCAGGAACUGUCCACUUUAGACGUCUCAACUCAGGAUCAAGCCUCAAUCUCGUCACCGUACAGCCCUUCCAGCACACCACCACAAGAGCCCUCCAAACUCCUCUCAAAGAUCCCCUUCUUCAAAAACCUCUCCACUUCUGCAACCUCAAACGCCUCUAUCCAGAACUCAUUCGACCCCUCAUCUGCCAACUUCUCCCCCAUCGACGUCUCUCUACCGUCCCGCUACACCGGCGGCUUCCUCACCCUCCCCACAAUCCCUCCGCCCCUCAACCCGAACAUGCCCCGCCUCUCCCACAUCCACAUCGCCUUCGAAGCCCUCCCGAUAUCCUCCCCGGACAUUUACGCCCUCGCAACCCUCCAAACCCUCCUUGGCGGUGGUGGUUCCUUCAGUGCUGGCGGCCCUGGGAAAGGCAUGUACUCGCGUCUCUACACCAACGUGCUGAACCAACACGGCUGGGUCGAGAGUUGCAUCGCCUUCAACAACAGCUAUACUGACAGCGGCCUCUUCGGAAUUGCGUCCUCCUGUGCUCCGGCGCAGGUGUCACAGAUGCUGGAGGUCAUGUGCCGCGAGUUGAAUGCGCUGGGGCAGGAUACAGGAUACUCUGCGCUGAAAGAGGGCGAAGUGCAGCGUGCGAAGAAUCAACUGAGAAGCAAUCUGCUUAUGAACCUGGAGAGUCGGAUGGUGGAGCUUGAGGAUUUGGGACGGCAGGUUCAGGUGCAUGGACGGAAGGUUGGCGUUAAGGAGAUGUGUAAGAAGAUUGAGGACGUCACGAUCCAAGACUUGCGGAGAGUGGCGAGGCAGGUCUUUGGUGGUGAGAUCCAGAACCCGGGCCAGGGGAGCGGAGCGCCGACGGUGGUGCUGCAAGAGGGUGAUCAGGAGGGCUUAAGGCGGAAGGACUUCAAGUGGCAGGAGAUCCAGGAACGCAUCGCGAGGUGGAAGCUUGGGAGGAGGUAGCGCUGCCAUUUAUACAGAAGCGUGCUUUCAGCAUUUGUACAGUACUGUAGCGUGUUGGAUCUCGAGCGGGGAUCUGGGAUCUAGAGGUAAAGGUAUGGGAUGG
Mytilinidion resinicola is the source of this 1858-nucleotide messenger RNA. RefSeq lists its product as uncharacterized. The record is from RefSeq and is a predicted model, not a curated record. The transcript is spliced from 2 exons. NCBI's taxonomy places the organism in Eukaryota, Fungi, Ascomycota, Dothideomycetes, Mytilinidiales, Mytilinidiaceae. Gene Ontology annotation, molecular function: metalloendopeptidase activity; metal ion binding. Gene Ontology annotation, cellular component: mitochondrion. The coding region runs from base 10 to 1755 and encodes 581 amino acids.